Hydractinia symbiolongicarpus is the source of this 2505-nucleotide messenger RNA. RefSeq lists its product as uncharacterized. The transcript is spliced from 15 exons. Gene Ontology annotation, biological process: carbohydrate metabolic process. Lineage: Eukaryota; Metazoa; Cnidaria; Hydrozoa; Anthoathecata; Hydractiniidae. Gene Ontology annotation, molecular function: hydrolase activity, hydrolyzing O-glycosyl compounds. The coding region runs from base 97 to 2280 and encodes 727 amino acids. The record is from RefSeq and is a predicted model, not a curated record.
AGUAUUUAAAAUAUAUUUUAGUAAAAAAGCAAUAUAUUUUAAAGAAUUCCCGUGAGAUAGAAAAAUUGCAUCUGAUUGAUCAUAUGAUGACAUGAGAUGCCAAGACUGCUUUUUAUCACUAUCGUCAUAUGCUAUUGGUAUUACGUAACGUUGGCAUUUUCGUUACCAAAAGAUUUAACGUUUCUUGGUUGCUUAUUUAAAUGUCCUGGAUAUAAUGAUACCGAAACUCCAAGUUUAUUUCCUGAAGUCGCUGUAAAAACAAAUGUGCCUAAAGCUCGAAAUCCUGUUAAAGUUUGUUACAAAAAAGCGAAAAAACUUCACGAGCAAGUGUUCGGAGCAUGUAAUCACACGUGUAUUACUGGAGAUAAGUUAAAGCUGGUGCUGCCGACUUCACUAUCAAAGCUUAAAAAUCACGAACACUGUACAAACCGCUUAAAAAUCUAUAGCUUAGUUGGUCAACUAUACGACGAUGAAGAAAACAGCGAUGGAAGCGGUAACAUUAUUACCGAAGAAAACAAACGUCAAUAUAUAGCUGCAAGUCCCGUUAUCAAAACAAAUUCUAACAGAAAUUUAUUUCGUAAUAAUGAUUUUGAACGGGCUGAUAAAGGAGGGACAUUGCUCUAUUGGUCUUGCCAGGGCGAUGAGGCUAGUCACAAGUCAAUGUAUAGAAACCCCUACAAGCCACGACAUGGCAAGUAUUGUGGCUUAUGUACAAAUAGAAAUGUGAAUGAGGAAGGACCUGGCCAGCAUGUUGGCAAUCGUGUUAUUUCUGACGGGCUGUAUAAAGUGCAAGGAUGGACGCGGUUACUAUAUGCCACAAAUGAAGACGAAAUGGCUUCAAUCGAAUUGUGGAUAAAAUGGCAAUCAACUGUUGAUCGCAAAGUGGAAAGAAGACUACUUGCAAAAAGAAACAGAUACAUAAAAAACGAUGGCUGGGUGUUUUGGAAUACACAAUUUCAUCUACCUAAAGAAAGAAGUUACCGAUUUGUCUUCAUAUACUUUCAAGGACCUAAAAAGCAUAUAGAUAUUUACGUAGACAGCAUGGUACUGCAACAGAUACAGCAUCUCAAGAAUUGGAAGGAAUUGAAUGACAUGAAAAUUGAAAAGACACGGACACGUGAUGUUACCGUCAGGGUUAUGUUUGACAGACAUCAAUACAGCGAAAAAGAUUUAAAGAAAACCAAACUAGAGGUGCGUUCUUUAUUGCCUAACUUUGGCUUUGGUGCUUCUGUCCAUCACAAAGCUUUGAAGGAAAACAAGAAAUAUCGAUAUUUUAUAAAGCAUAAUUUUGAGUGGGCGACCAUGGAGAGUUCGUUGAAGUGGGAGAACAUGGAAAAACAAAAGGGACUAAAGCACUACAACAAUGUUGAUGAAAUGUUGGAUAUCCUUGAUAAAAUGGGAAUGUCUGUACGUGGGCAUUGCAUAUACUGGGCUCUGCCGGAGCAUCUACCUUCAUGGCUGCUUUCCAUGAAAAGUACAGCGUUGAAAAAGAUGGUCCAAAGUCGACUAUAUAACCUGGUAGGGAGAUACAAAGGAAGGUUCCAGCACUGGGAUGUUAAUAAUGAGAUGUUACAGGGAGGUUUCUUCGCAAAGGAGUUAGGCUCAGGUAUUAGGCAAUGGAUGUUCAACGCUGUUCAUAAAAUGGAUCCAGAGACAAUUCUUUUCGUAAACGAACUUGAUGUUUUUGCUGCGCCAUAUUUUACACAGAGUUAUCUUGAAAUGAUUCAAUUGCUUCAGAAGAAAAAGGUACCAAUCGGAGGUAUCGGUGUACAAGGACAUUUUAUGGGUACAGUACAUCCUGAAAUAAUAAAGGAUCGUCUAGACAUACUCGCAACAGCAGGUUUACCAAUCUGGAUAACAGAAUUAGAUAUUAAAGAAGAAGAUGAAAAAAAACGAGCAGACAAUUUAGAAAUUAUAAUGAGAGUAGCGUUCAGUCAUCCAGCUGUACAGGGAAUGGUGUUUUGGUCGUUUUGGGAUAAACAUUCUUGGCGUGGUAAUAACACGUGUUUGUUUGAAGGAGAUAACUUCAUGCCAAACGCAGUAGGCAAGAAAUAUCUAUCAUUACGUCAUAAAUGGAAAACUCCAACGGAAGUAUUGUUACCGAGUUUGGCGGAGGAGAAUGAAAACCAUUUCAAAUUUAAAGCUUUUCAUGGUCAACAUGCGAUUAAAAUUGUGUUUCCUGAUGGACAAAUGAUAUCAAAAGAUAUUAAUGUGGGAAAUAGUGCGAAACCGUUGAUGAUCGAUUUCAGAGCACAUGUUCGCCAAGGCGAAGACCAUUGAAAUGAUGUUACAAUCAGACAUGUGAAAGUAGUAUUACAAGUUUGUACAAAGACAGAAUGACCAUCUAACCAGCUAGUUUUUAUUGUUUAGUAAAAAUAAUCUUUUCAUAAUGCUGCACAAAGAUGCGUGGAAUUUAACUAAGUGUAACAUUUGUAUAUAUUUGUUUGAAAUUAGGAUAUUUUUAUAUCGUUGUAUAGUGAAAUAUACAAAUUUUUAUUACAGAAA